AUGAAAGUCAGACUUUGUUUCAUUUUUCUCUGUUUACUACUAUUAUUCUCGUUAUUCGAUGAAACCUCCGCGCGAGGUGGCGGUGGUCGAGGCGGCCGAGGACGCGGACGCGGACGGAGUGGAGCUCGUGGAGGUGGAGGAUCGCGUGGAAAAUCCACAAUGAGAAGUGGAAUCCGCGGAAGUAGCUCGUAUUCUGGAGGAUAUCGUCAAGGAGCCUAUGGAUAUAAAACACAAUCAUCAACAUCUUCUUUUUCCAAUUUUGGUUCAUCAUCUUUCCGAAAUCAACACUUUUAUCAUAAUCCAAACAUUCAAGUACGAGCUGGUCAUCCAUUUGUGAUUCUGGCGGCAACGCAACCCAUGUUUUAUGAUAAUCGAAACUAUUACUGGAGUUAUAGUCUGACAAAGUCUGCAACAAGCAACGAAACUCGGCCGGAAUCCAUUUGUGAAUAUGUUUUUGGAGAGGAUGAUGGAGAUUUGCGAAAUAUGACUUUUGCCAAUGGAACUCAAGUCAAAUCGAUAUUCUUCAGUUGCACAGGAACUGUUGAUUGUUGUGGAAUGUAUUGUUGUCAUGAUUUUGGCCAGUGGUUCGAGCUGUUAUUUGUUAUUGGGUUCAUUGCCGUAAUCAUAUUCAUAGCCUACCAUGCAAAACGGAGCGAGAUGGCAAAAGGAUCAUCAUCGAAAGAUUUAGAACCACUCCGACCAGUCAAAGCUAAAGGGAAAACUGGAAAAUGA
Molecule: messenger RNA, 732 nt
Organism: Caenorhabditis briggsae
Lineage: Eukaryota; Metazoa; Nematoda; Chromadorea; Rhabditida; Rhabditidae
Exons: 5
Coding region: 1-732 (243 amino acids)
Source: RefSeq, a predicted model, not a curated record